AUGGCUUCAAUUAUCGAUGGUAAAGCUAUUGCAGCUACUAUUCGUAGUAAUAUCCACCAAGAAAUCAGUGAAAUUCAAUCUAAACAUCAAGAUUUCAAACCUAAUUUAACUAUCAUUCAAGUUGGUCAAAGAGAAGAUUCUUCAACUUAUGUUAGAAUGAAAUUAAAAGCUGCUAAAGAAGCUAAUAUUGAAUGUUCAAUUAUUAACUUACCUGAAACUGUUAGUGAAUUUGAAUUAUUAAAUGAAAUCAAAAAAUUAAACAAUAAUUUAGAAGUUGAUGGUGUUUUAGUUCAAUUACCUUUACCUUCCCAUAUUGACGAAGUUAAGGUAACCAAUGCGGUUUUACCCGAUAAAGAUAUCGAUGGAUUUGGUCAAUUUAACGCUGGUGAAUUAAGUAAGAAAGGUGGUGAACCAUUCUUCUUACCAUGUACUCCAAAAGGGAUUAUCAAAUUAUUAGAAGAAUCUCAAGUUCAAAUUGAAGGUUCAAAUGCUGUUGUUUUAGGUAGAUCAGAUAUUGUUGGUAAACCAAUGGCUAGUUUAUUAACCAAAGCUAAUGCUACUGUUUCAGUAUUACAUUCCAAAACUCCUUUAGAUCAAAUUAAAGCUUAUUUAUCUCAUGCUGAUAUCAUUGUUGCUGCUAUUGGUCAACCAGAUUUCGUUAAAGGUGAUUGGGUUAAACCAGGUUGUGUUAUUAUUGAUGUUGGUACUAAUUUCAUUGAUGAUGCUUCCAAAAAAACCGGUUCUAGAAUGGUCGGUGAUUGUGAAUUUGAAUCAUGUUCUCAAAAAGCUAAAUUAAUCACUCCUGUUCCUGGUGGAGUUGGUCCAAUGACUGUUGCUUCAUUAUUAGAUAAUGUUGUUGUUGCUGCUAAGAACCAUUAUCAAAAAAAUAACCAAACUCCUAAAUUCACCAAUCCUUUGAAAUUAAACUUACAAAAACCUGUUCCUUCAGAUUUUGAAAUUUCAAGAGAUCAACAACCAAAACAUAUUACUGAAGUUGCUAAAGAAGCUGGUAUCUUAGAUGGAGAAUUAGAACCAUUUGGUGCCUACAAAGCUAAAGUUUCUUUAGAUUUAUUAACUCGUUUACAAAACAAACAAAAUGGUAAAUAUGUUUUAGUUACAGGUAUUACCCCAACUCCUUUAGGUGAAGGUAAAAGUACUACCACUGUUGGUUUAGCUCAAGCUUUAGGUGCUCACUUACAAAAAAAUGUUUUCGCUAAUGUUAGACAACCAAGUAUGGGUCCAACUUUCGGUAUUAAAGGAGGUGCUGCCGGUGGUGGUUAUUCUCAAGUUAUUCCUAUGGAUGAAUUCAACAUGCAUGUUACUGGUGAUAUUCAUGCUAUCACCAUGGCUAACAAUUUAUUAGCUGCUGCUAUUGAUACCAGAAUGUUCCAUGAAAGUACUCAAAAAGAUGGUCCUUUAUUCAAAAGAUUAGUACCAGCUAAAAAGGGUGUUAGAAAAUUCCCUCUUUGUAUGUUAAAAAGAUUAGAAAAAUUAGGUAUUGAUAAAACUAAUCCUGAUGAUUUAACUACUGAAGAAAUUUCUAAAUUUGCUAGAUUGGAUAUUGAUCCAGAAACCAUUACUUGGAGAAGAGUUGUUGAUUGUAAUGAUAGAUUCUUAAGAGGAAUUACUGUUGGUGAAGCUCCAACUGAAAAAGGUAUGACCAGAAAAACCGGUUUCGAUAUUACUGUUGCUUCUGAAUGUAUGGCUAUCUUAGCUUUAGCUAACUCAUUACCAGAUUUAAGAGAUAGAUUAGGUAAAAUGGUUGUUGCCUCAUCAAGAGCUGGUGAACCAGUUACUUGUGAAGAUAUUGGAUGUGCUGGUGCUUUAACUGCUUUAUUAAAAGAUGCCAUCAAACCAAAUAUUAUGCAAACUUUAGAAGGUACUCCAGUUUUCGUUCAUGCUGGUCCAUUUGCUAAUAUUUCUAUUGGUGCUUCAUCUAUCUUAGCUGAUAAAAUGGCUUUGAAAUUAGCUGGUACUUCCCCAGAUUUAUCUGAACAAGAAAGAGCUGAACAAGAAGGUUAUGUUGUUACUGAAGCUGGUUUCGAUUUCACUAUGGGUGGUGAAAGAUUCAUGAACAUUAAAUGUAGAUCUUCAGGAUUAUCACCAGAUUGUAUUGUUAUUGUUGCAACUGUCAGAGCCUUAAAAGUUCACGGUGGUGGACCAGAAGUUAAAGCCGGUGCCGCUUUAGCUGCUGAAUAUACUCAAGAAAAUGUUGAAUUAUUACAAAAAGGUUGUGCUAAUUUAGGUAAGCAUAUUGAAAAUGCUAAAACCUAUGGUUUACCUGUUGUUGUUGCUAUCAACAAAAUGAGUAGUGACAGUGAUAAAGAACAUGAAAUCAUCAAACAAGAAUCUCUUAAAUAUGGAGCUGAUGAUGCUAUUGUUUCUAACCAUUGGGAAGAAGGUGGUUUAGGAGCUGUUGAUUUAGCUAAUGGAGUUAUCAAAGCUUGUAACUCUCCAAACAAGAACUUCCAAUUUUUAUACGAUACUGAACCAUCAGUUGAAGAAAAAAUCACCGCCAUUGCCCAAAAAAUGUAUGGUGCUUCAGAAGUUGAAUUCUUACCAGAAGCUCAAAAGAAGAUUGAUUUAUACACUAAACAAGGAUUCGGUAAUUUACCAAUUUGUAUUGCUAAAACUCAAUAUUCAUUAUCUCAUGAUGCUGCUUUGAAAGGGGUUCCAACUGGUUUCAAAUUCCCAAUUAGAGAUGUUAGAGCUUCAAUUGGAGCUGGAUAUCUUUAUGCUUUAGCUGCUGAAAUUCAAACUAUCCCAGGGUUACCAACUCAUUGUGGAUUUAUGAAUGUUGAAGUUAAUGAAGAUGGUGAGAUUGAUGGAUUAUUCUAA
Messenger RNA from Yamadazyma jaroonii, 2838 nucleotides. The record is from the annotation of a GenBank genome assembly. NCBI's taxonomy places the organism in Eukaryota, Fungi, Ascomycota, Pichiomycetes, Serinales, Debaryomycetaceae.